AUGCUCAACAGCUCGUUCGCGUCGCUCAAGUUCAGUAUCGCCAGUGUCGUGCUCAAGUCCAUAGUGCAAACCAUUACGAAGCACAUCGCGCUGCAGCACGGCGGGACCCACUUGAGGAAGAUCUACGUGCUCACGGCUGUGCCCACCAUGCUGAUCAACACGCAAGUGCGUUUAGUGUUGCUGCAGAACGCCAAGUCCGGGUCGUCUGUCAGGAGCUUCCUGGAGCUGGGCAUGCUGGAGCCGCUGCUGCGGAUGACCAAGGUCUGGCACCUCCGACGCUCGAUGACGCAAAUGACGCAGAGCUCGGUGAGUCGAGUCGGCUCCGUGGCCGCACUUCGCGCGCGCGUGCAUCGCCUCAGCGCUAUCCUGCCAUUGCCGAAGUCUUUAUCUCAUCAGCAGACUCGCGGCUCGAAGCUGGUGCGUCCGGCCACGAUCCUCAAUUCAAGGCAGAGCUUGUUGCACUUUCACGCGGCCGAGAGUCACGCGGACAUGUGCUCCGAGUACAUCGCGAUUAUAUGCUCCACGUCCAUCUUCUUCUUCCUGCAGCACCACCCAAGGUUCGGCUGGCACAAAAUGGGCGAAGACGGCGGCGAGCGUGAGUGGGAGGAGACUCUGCUGGCGGGUUCGUGGCAGGUGGGCAUCGAGAUCGUGGUCGACUUCAUCUGCUGCGCGUUUGAGCUGGCGAACGGCAUCCCGCUGCACGACUCGGAUAGUCUCGGGGCACGUGAUCAAACACGCUCAUCUCAACAGUGA
Molecule: messenger RNA, 753 nt
Organism: Phytophthora sojae
Lineage: Eukaryota; Oomycota; Peronosporomycetes; Peronosporales; Peronosporaceae
Exons: 1
Coding region: 1-753 (250 amino acids)
Source: RefSeq, a predicted model, not a curated record